Messenger RNA from Gambusia affinis (western mosquitofish), 1501 nucleotides. It is a transcript of the gene sim2, whose product is annotated as SIM bHLH transcription factor 2. Gene Ontology annotation, biological process: regulation of transcription by RNA polymerase II. Gene Ontology annotation, cellular component: transcription regulator complex; cytoplasm; nucleus. Lineage: Eukaryota; Metazoa; Chordata; Actinopteri; Cyprinodontiformes; Poeciliidae. The transcript has 10 exons. Gene Ontology annotation, molecular function: RNA polymerase II transcription regulatory region sequence-specific DNA binding; DNA-binding transcription factor activity, RNA polymerase II-specific; protein dimerization activity. Bases 1 to 1188 code for a protein of 395 amino acids. The record is from RefSeq and is a predicted model, not a curated record.
AUGAAAGAAAAAUCUAAAAACGCUGCAAAGACGCGGAGAGAAAGAGAGAAUGGGGAGUUUUAUGAGCUGGCAAAACUGCUUCCUCUGCCGGCGGCCAUCACCUCCCAGCUGGACAAGGCCUCCAUCAUCCGGCUGACCAGCAGCUACCUGAGGAUGAGAGCUUUCUUCACCGACGGUAUGGGUGGAUGGAGCCAUUUGCCAAGUUUGGGUCUGAACAUGUUGACCAAAGACCUGAGUUCCCACCUUUUACAAACUCUAGAUGGCUUUCUGUUUGUUGUUGCAUCUGAUGGGAAAAUCCUGUACAUCUCCGAAACGGCAUCUGUCCACCUUGGCUUGUCUCAGGUUGAGCUAACAGGAAACAGUAUAUUUGAAUACAUCCACCCCUCAGACCAUGACGAGAUGACGACAGUACUAAGUUUUCAACAGCCACCUCACCAUCACUUCUGUCCAGAAUAUGAAGUUGAACGAUCCUUCUUUUUGAGGAUGAAAUGUGUCCUUGCCAAAAGGAAUGCAGGAUUGACAUGUGGGGGCUAUAAGGUGAUCCAUUGCAGUGGCUACCUAAAACUCAGUCUACACAGGACUGAGAUGACAUUGUAUGAAUGCUGUUAUCAGAUUGUGGGUUUGGUGGGAGUCGGCCAUUCCCUGCCCCCCAGUGGGAUCACUGAAAUCAAACUUCACAGCAACAUGUUUAUGUUUCGGGCAAACCUGGACUUAAAACUCAUCUUUUUGGACAUGAGCGUUGCUGAGCUGACAGGCUUUGAGCCUCAAGAUCUGAUUGAGAAAACCCUCUACCAUCAUGUUCACACAUGUGACGUUCUACACCUACGCUAUGCACACCAUUUAUUACUUGUUAAAGGACAAGUGACAACAAAGUAUUACCGCAUGUUAGUAAAACAUGGAGGCUGGGUGUGGGUGCAAAGCUAUGCAACCAUUGUCCACAACAGCCGCUCUUCCAGACCUCACUGCGUGGUCAGUGUGAACUACGUUCUCACAGACACUGAGUGCAAGGAACUGCAGUUAUCUGAAGACCAGAUCCAAGUUGCCAAGCUUACUUCACAGUUUGUGUUGAGUCAGGACAACCACAAACAGCUGAGAACUAAAGACAUCAAGCAGAGGACCAAACUCAGACCAGCUCCAUACACACAGAACCUGGGUUGUCAGCAGGUUAGAAGAUUACCUCAGCAGUAGGUAAUCAGCCUGCUCUCCACUAUCUGAAGGACAAGUUAAAGAGUCAUUGCAGACUCCUCUGCAGUACAUGGAGGGACCUGGUCUACGUCACUGCAUUUAUCCAGAAAACAAAGAAUUUAAGGCUCAGACUUUCAGAUCGUCUGACCCAAAGCUGCUUUUACCUCAGCGUGAAGUCUGGUAUCAAAUAAGCAUCAUAUUGCAUCAUUUAUACUCUGCCAGUUUCCAUGGUGCUGGAGAAAAACUGUUCUGUACAAAAGGAAGUGCUCUACAGUCAGCAAUGGAAAGAGAACACAUCGGUUCAUCUGCCAUUAUC